CACCGGCAUGCUCGCAGAAGUUUAUGCUGCUCGCAGCAUACCCAAGCAUCGCCGUUCAUCGCGCGUUCAUUUCACUCUCGUGCGUCGUCCGGUGCGGUUGUGGUACCAGGUGGUACGAUUGUGUGUCUUGCGAACCAGGGAAUGGAAAAGCGUGCGUAAAUAAAUAAUGAUCUAGUGUGCCAUUCUACCAAACAACAGGAGUAGCAGCAUUAACAACAACAACAGCGGCAAAAAACGCAUUUGAAAGGAUUACGCGCGGCGCGUUUUUCGAUAAAGGAAGUGAGUGUAUGUGUGUGCGUGUUUGUUUCUCUGUGUAAAAGUGCUCGUUGUGCUCGGUGUUUAUUGCUUUCGUGAAAAGUGAAGUGUGAGCUUUUCCGGUUGCCAUUGCCUCAUCCCACACCCAUCCGGCUGCCUCUCGGUUUGAGAGGUUUUUGUUUUUCGCAGACUUUGCUUUCGCAUCGGUGCCAACGACGGCCUAGCCGCACGCGCUCCCGCCCAAGGAAGCAAAGGAAAAAUCCCGAAGGGUAUACACACUCGUUCCGGUGGCGAUUUUGUUGUAACGCGUUUGCCGGGAAAGCUAGUCCCGCUUGCUUGGGGCAACGGGGCCGGGUGGUACGUGCGUUCGCCGACGGACGGGUUGCAGUGCAGCGUGAAAAGCACAGAAAUUGCAUCAGAGCGCGGAGUGAAGCGCGAGCGCGAGCCUGUUCGCUUCGGAUGUGCUACUGAGCGAGCGCGAGCAGACAGCAAACAGCCGACGAAGAAGCGACGCAUCCUCCGCGGGAUCGCCGUGCGUGUGUGUGUGUCCAGAAGUAAUCGAAACCAUCACACAUCACCACCACCACACGAUGGGCGUACAGCAGUACGUGCUGUUUGCGGUGUUGCUGGUGCCGCUGAGUGCCCUGAUCGGGGGCGCGUAUGGUGGUUCCUGCCGGGAGGCCACCCUCUGCUGCAACGGGCGCGAUUCGUCGUGCGUGGUGCAGAAGGCACCGCUGAACGCGAUCAUCGAGGACCUGAACGAUAAGCCGUGCUACUGUGAUCACGCCUGCCUCAAGCUGGGCGACUGCUGCGACGACUUCAAAUCGCACUGCGGAGUGAUCGACUGCAUCGUCAGUGAAUGGGGCCAAUGGAGCGAAUGUGACACGGCCUGCGGCAACGGUAUGAUGUCGCGCACUCGCAUCAUCGAGCAGAAACCGCAGAACGGUGGCAAACACUGCCCUUCGCUGGUGCAGAAGCGGGGCUGCCAGGGCCUGAAAUGUCACAACCAUCACGACCGGAAGGCACUGCGAGAAACGGCACUGCUGCUGCCAGCCGCCCUGUCCAAGAGCCGCCACGAGAACGAUACCAGCGACAUUCGGCGAAAUCUACGAUUGCGCUACAAGAACGCAUUCAAGCACAACCGAGGAAAUGAGUACUGCGUGGAGUUCGAGGUAAUCAAGGCGACCAAGGCAUGCCACAAGGACAACGUGUACCGCGGGCUGGCCGAGGGCGAGCGGGUGAUCGUGCGCUGCGACCUGGAGGCGCUGCACGAGGACAAGACGGUCGACACGCUCGCGAGCAACUCGGUGCAGGAUGACGAGGAGCCAGACACGCCCAAGUACCGCUGCCGGGGCGACGGGCUGACCGGACGGAACACCCGCUUCACCACGCUGGCCCUGCCGGCCUGCCGGGGCAAGUGGAUGCGCCUGACCGUGGGCCAGCCGAAGAAGUGUCCCUCCAGCGACGCUCAGUUCAUUUUCGUCUAAGUGUGUGCGCGUGUGGGUCCUUGUGUUUGUGUGCGUUAUCUACUUCUCUUUAAUAUCCCUCCCCUCCUUCCUCCUUCUCCGAAAACCGUCUUCCACCCCCCUGCAAAAGCUCCCUGGAUCACUAAAGCCGCUUUGUUUUGACGGGUUGGCAUAUCCGCAUAUCACCUUUACCCUGUGAUCCAGCCCAAAGCUUAUCUCGGCACUCGACAGAAACACUCGGAUGUAUGUGUUUUUUUUUUUUAUUCGUAUACAAAUUGUCCUUUAUUUUUAUUUCCCCUCCAGGCAAUCCCCUCUUUCCGAGCACUAAAGCAAUAGCAAAAAUAAACACAAACACUCACAACACCCAGCGCAAAUUGGAAAGGUCGGACGUAUAGGCGUAGAUACUAACACGAUUAAGUAAAUUGUACUUCUCUCUACCAACACACAGGCACAAACGGCCACACUCUACACCCACAGCUUCACUGCUCCUCCUUCAAAGGGCAAAGGGCGGAAGCAAAACCGUUUCUUAAGAUUAACACUAACGAAUAACCAGGAAAAGCACACACUUAUACAGUCUUACUUAAAAAAAAACAAACAAAA
This is a messenger RNA of Anopheles gambiae (African malaria mosquito), 2321 nucleotides long. RefSeq names its product somatomedin-B and thrombospondin type-1 domain-containing protein (gene vex). Bases 846 to 1742 code for a protein of 298 amino acids. The transcript has 6 exons. The record is from RefSeq and is a predicted model, not a curated record. Lineage: Eukaryota; Metazoa; Arthropoda; Insecta; Diptera; Culicidae.